Molecule: messenger RNA, 2223 nt
Organism: Pocillopora verrucosa
Lineage: Eukaryota; Metazoa; Cnidaria; Anthozoa; Scleractinia; Pocilloporidae
Source: RefSeq, a predicted model, not a curated record
AAAAGAUAACUGUGGGUUGCUGAAAAGAGCCACUCCUGCUGUUUAAAAUGCAGAUUAUCGUUUAUUUGCUUUGUUUGGUUGCUCAUUGCUUUCUUUUUAACGUGGAAGCAGUGCAAGUAAACAGGAACACCUGCUAUCGCAAACAGAAUUUCGAGCUGGUCGCAUACCGACGGGGGUCGCAAGAGGGGGCCUUGGAACAAGUCAUGGUGGACGUUGGAGAAUGUGCAAAGGAUAACACCACGAACAAUACAUGCCUCCCUUAUGAACUGACCGAGCAUCGCAAUUACGCCAUGGCACCGGUCAUUAUUGAGAAGGAGAUCAUAGAGAGCUGUCAGUCGGCAAGUAACGGAUGUCAGCGGCUCCCACGCCUGGUUAAGUAUUACAACGGAACUAAGUUUGAGGUCACGAUUGACGUUGGAAUUUGUAGUGGACAAUGCCAUGGAAACACUAAAUGCCAGUCAUUUGACAAGAAAACAAAAAGCAUUUCUUCAGCAAACGGAGAUAGAUGCCUCGUAGUUAUUGUGGACUGUGCAUGUGUGGAGCCUUCAUGCUACCGAGUGUCACGUUACGAGGGAUUUCCAGAACAGUACACUGACUCCCAUGGAAACAAGGCAAUGCGAACCAAGAUCAUAGACGUUGGAAAAUGCAUUGGUAACUCUCGAUGCCUCAAGAAACUUCCCACAGGCAACCAAAGGAUUAAUAAGCCAAAAGGAACUUGGAAUAAUCUUAUUGGUUACAGCACAAUGAGGUGCAUUACUAAACGCUCCAAGGCGCAUUCUUUCAUCACUGCUGGGGGAAAAAACUUCAGCGUCCGCACCGUGGAAAGUUGCGCUUGUCUUGGCGGAGGGACCUCGUAACCCUGUUAAAAACUGAAGCCGAGUUGAAGUAAUUCCAAAAGACUGCUGGAUGUGUUACACACUUACAGUUAUAACUUUUAAUCUAAGCAAACACAAAAUUGAGAGUAAUGCUAUUGUAAGAAUCAUUUUUAGAUAUGUGAUAUGAUUUCUCACCACCGGUGAUAAGUUCGAUUGAAUAUUUCAAUCCUCUUUGAUUUUGUGUGUGUCAUUAAAAUUCGGUUGUUGUUGAUGAAAACGAGUACGUUUUGGAGAGUUCGAUUCGAUUUAUGAAAGGUAUUAUUUAGAAGUAGUUCUGACAGUUUUACUACAAGUGUAACCACCUACAAUGUUUGAAGUAUAAUGCAAGCUGUACACUGACUAUGGUAGUCGAUAAGACCCAAAAUUCACAUAAUAGAUGUCUGUUUGUUCUUUGAAUUUAAUUAGCUCAUAUAAAAAGUCAAGUCUUAUAAUAGUCCACGUGAGAUGAGUCCUGAAGAGAACAGCUGCCAGUAGCAACUGAUCAUCAGAGUCCAGUGAGGAGUUAUAGUAUGUGUCAAUCAAGUGCGACGAGUCUUAUUCGCAUAGAGUAAUUUCGUCAUUUUGCCAUGAUUUUAUCUGCCGUUAGAGCCCAGUAGCGUUUGUAAACUGUGAUUGGUCAGUUUCGAUCUGUCAGUUCGUUCGGUAGUUGUCAACUUCUCUUAGGAGGGAUUUUUUGCCAAUCAGUAAAUUUACUCCAGGCCUCAUUAUAUUUUAACCAGUAGUCAAUCAUGUAGGAGAGAAGUGUUACCAUCGAGAAUGGAAUGUGAAAAAAAAUGUGCCAAAAUACCUGUACCAGAAUUUGUCCAAUGGAAAACUUUACAAUUUUUCCAGACAUUCGUAUUUCUUUUUCGUCUCGCAUUGUUCACCCAUGAAUGGUAAGACGCGCAGUGUCCAUCUAAAGCGGUAGUUUACUAAGUUUAUAUCAUUAACAACUCUAUUUCGUUUUCUCUACUCGAGGUGGGAUAAAGCUCAGUUCAGUUCACAUCUGUACUCGAUAACUUAAUUUUUCCUUUCCCGAGCGAAAUUCUCCUACAUGUACAUGUUCAUCUCUAUCAAUUUUCCAGAUCUUAGUGACUUCAGUACUUUUGUUACUUGUUCAGCGGAUGCCUGCCAUUAGGGAAACAGAAAAAAGGAAACUAGUUAUCAUAUUAUUUCGUGUUUUAAGGUUUCAAUCCAAGUAGGGAUAUUGUCAUUGCAGCAAGCCGGUAUCACCCCUUGGGAUAUAGAGCUGGCACAGUUUCCUAGCAACUUCAUCAUUCUUAUCAUUUCCUCCAAACAUUCCCUAUACUGAUUUCCCGAUUAUUUGAAAUUUUUUUGGAACUUUUGACCCAUAUACUCAAAUUUAAAU